Messenger RNA from Halichondria panicea, 2899 nucleotides. RefSeq names its product endothelial PAS domain-containing protein 1-like. Lineage: Eukaryota; Metazoa; Porifera; Demospongiae; Suberitida; Halichondriidae. The coding region runs from base 162 to 2762 and encodes 866 amino acids. Gene Ontology annotation, biological process: regulation of DNA-templated transcription. The transcript is spliced from 11 exons. The record is from RefSeq and is a predicted model, not a curated record. Gene Ontology annotation, molecular function: DNA-binding transcription factor activity, RNA polymerase II-specific; RNA polymerase II transcription regulatory region sequence-specific DNA binding.
GCAAUGUUCGUAGAGCUAGAGGGAAACGUCAUAAAGUGCAAUAGUUUUGGUGAACUGACAGUUUUAUUGAUUUCCAGUAACAGCCGGCCAGAGAGAACUUCUUUUCUACUGUGUACGACAUAUCGAUAUAUCAGCAACAAAACUUCACUGCAAUAACUAUCAUGCUGGCGUCUGGAUGUACCCAAACCCUAGAGACAAAUGGAUCAACUAAAGCCUCGGUUUCGCAAUCCUGCUCCGUUGUUGCUAGAAGGCAGAGAUCAAAGGAACUGGCACAGAAGCGCCGUACCACAUAUAAGUCAAUAAUGGACAAACUUACUGAGGCACUUCCAUUCCCGAAGGAUGUAGUCUCACAGCUGGACUACAACUCACGUCUCAGACUGGCCCUGUGUUUCUUCAGACUCAAAGCACUGCUGGACUCUAAUGAGCAGAGUGCCGUGACAGAGGAGACCAUAGCAAAAGAAAAGGAGGUUGAUCAAAGCCUUUUGAGCAAGGAGACUGCUGGGAUUAUGCAAGGCUUGAUAAAUGAGGCCCUCGAUGGAUUUCUCAUGGUUGCUCUUACAGAUGGUACAAUCACUUACCUAUCUGAGAGCAUACACAGGCAUCUUGGGCUGUUUCAGUCGGAGCACAUUGGCAUCAGUCUGUAUGACCUUGUUCUAGAGGAGGAUGAAGACAGUGUUAAGAGGUCCAUCCAUGAUGCUGAAGUCACAUCUCUGGCCAGACUGGGACACAAUGCAAGCGCAGAGGUGGGAUUCUUCUGUCGAAUGAAAUGCUCUCGUUUCAAAGUGACCAACACCAUUUCCAAGACUCCCGGGUACAAGCUGGUGUAUAUCUCUGGUAGCCUGAAGCUGUCCGGCAGUGAAGCGUUCCUAGUGGUGGUGGUUAGGCCGGUGAGCCCACCCUCCAUUCUUGAGCUCAAGGUCGAGGGGAACAUGUUUGUUACUCACUACUCCAUGGAGAUGAAGUGCACCUUCUUUGACGGGAGAUUAAACCAGCUGAUGGGUUAUAGAAAGAAGGAUCUCCUUGGCGAUGUAGUCUUCACGCUUCAUCACCAUGACGACACUGAAGCCACUAUGGAAUGCAGCCGCGGAGUGAUGUCUCGAGGUGAGGGUCUCAGUGGUUACUUCCGAUUCCUUACCAAGCAUGGCUACUACGUGUGGUUGCAGACCAGAGCCACAGUGAUGUACGACAGUCGUACCGGAAAGCCGUCCUACAUCGUCUGUAUGAACUUUCUUAUUGACAAAGAGAAGGGAGACCAGGUUCUCAAGAACCGUGCCAUUACAGCAAUAGAGGAAGAUAACGACCUGGUAAUUAAAGAACUGGACUCCAGAUCCCAUGAUCCCUUCCCGCUGGUAUCCCGCGAAGACGGAAAGGUCGUGAACCCUCUGGACGAAGCUGACCAGUCAGUAACGAAAAACGAAGUGACAUCAUCGUCUAGUCCCGACAUUAGUUUUCCUGAUUCCAAUCCAAGCUCUACUGUCUUCCUACCGGAAGAAAGUAUGCUUCCCGACUCCACAAGCUCAGAGCCCGACUCGAGUAUGGGGGGUAUGAUUCGUACCCACACCGGCACCACCUCACGAACCUCAGAUGCUGGCUACUCCUCAAGCAACAGCUGUGCUGGUGGGCGGGGUAUGUUCUCACCAAACAGUGGAGCCUCUGAAGUGUCCUCCUUCUCUUCUAAUUCUCCCUUAAGCGAUGUAUCUAUGCCACAAAGGAAAUCAUCGUGGGAAAACCCCUCUUCGGGUUAUAUGACAUCUCCCUUGGGGUGUGUAUCAGAAGUUGGUAGCUCAGAGAACAUCCCUGCUGCUACGCAUGGGAUCUUUGGAGUAUUGAAUAGCAACGCCACUAUUCCAAACAUCAACUCUUCAACAAUGAACAUUUCCAGCAACCCAACAAGCAGUCAUCACCAACAUUUCCCUGUAAUGAACAGCUCUCCUCAAGCCAUAACAUCAUCGCAUACUGAUCAGCCUCAGCAUCAAAAUUCCCACCUCUCAUCGUUGCUCUUGUCCAAUACAAGUGGUCCGAAUCAAGGAUACUCACAUUCAAACUCACAUCAAGUGAACGACACUCCACAGCCUGGUGCUGCUACUCACCUACUUGGGAAACACCGUACGGCUGGCAGUUUGCACAUUAAACAAGAAGAUACAUUGACGCAAGAAAGAUACGUACGUAAUGGGCAGUUGAACCAACCUGGAGGCUAUACCCAGACUGACUUGCAACAACAGUUUCCCCAAUCGAAUGAUCUAUAUUCCAACGUACCCCCUCUCUUGAAUAUGUACACCCCAGAUUUUAUUGACUCGUCUAGCCAGUCCCGUGGUCACACAUGGGCUCAGACAAUGCCUCAGGGAGAUAAGCAGUACUUCACAUCUCCGAUCAACACACAAGCUGCACCUCAUAUGAAUGUACCGUACCAACAACACGAUUUUCUCCCUGAUUGGCAAGGUGGCAGAGUGACAGUUAAAAACGAGUUUCAUGGCUGCGAACAAUCAGUUGCUGAUAACCAGCAGUUUCAACAGGUACAGACACUAAACGGGCAAAUCGUCACUUCUCAACCAGCAACUAUGUUUCCACAACAACACUCCUCCACCUUCAACACUGCUCUUCAACCGCAACACCCCAUAACUGCCAUUUCAGCAAACAUUCAAGCCUCCUGCACUGUUUCAAAUCAACACUUGCCAAUGGGUGUGCAAAGUUUGCCAGACCAACUUCCCCUGUUGACAGGGGAGGACCUAAGACUCUUAGAUGACAUUGGGAGCUAUGCCUAGCUGUACAAACGUUAACACUCGCUAUUACUAAGUUGAGAAUAAUAAUUUCAUGCACGUGUCCCCCCCCCCUUCACUUUUGUAGUAAUUUUACUUGCUGACUGCUGAAUAAUUAUGUGAAUACAUCUUUUAUAAUUAUA